Messenger RNA from Microtus ochrogaster (prairie vole), 3932 nucleotides. RefSeq names its product ADAM metallopeptidase with thrombospondin type 1 motif 4 (gene Adamts4). NCBI's taxonomy places the organism in Eukaryota, Metazoa, Chordata, Mammalia, Rodentia, Cricetidae. Gene Ontology annotation, biological process: extracellular matrix organization; proteolysis. Gene Ontology annotation, cellular component: extracellular matrix. The record is from RefSeq and is a predicted model, not a curated record. Gene Ontology annotation, molecular function: metalloendopeptidase activity.
GAUGCUUAAAAGAGCUGGCGGGGAGAGAGACUGGGGAGAACCCGGGGGAGACCCACUGAUACACAGAAAGGAAAGAGACUGAUGAGAAGAGAGACAGAGACAAAGAGACAGCAAAGGGAGGCAGAGACAGAGCAGGCACUGAGGGAAAGCCACAACUGGGCAGAGGGAGAAGCCAGAGAAGCUGAAGAAGACACAGACAGGGAGAGACAAAGACCCAGGAGAGAAGGGCACAGGAGGAAGUUUUGGAGGAGAGAGGUCCUUAGGCGCAUUUCUUGAGCCCAGGGACUGUUUUCUUCAUCUUCUCUGAACGUCUCUAGCCCCUCUAAAAACUUCGCCUCAGAUUUUGGCACAAAUCCGAGCCCCUCCGGCUUUAACGAAGAGUUUUCCAUAGUUAGGGUGGGGAGGAUUUGAUGCCUCCAAUGGCCUCAAUCCAUCCCAGCUGCAGCACGGGUACCAUGUCCCAGAUGGGCUUGCAUCCCGGGAGGGGCUUGACUGGGCACUGGCUGCGAAGAACCCAACUCCGCUUGCAGCUUCACACAGUGCCUUUCUCUGGUCUGGAGUGGAGGCGGUCGCUGGUGCUGCUGCUGGCCUCCCUCUUGCCCUUAGCCUGGGCAGCCAGCCCCCUCCCUCGGGAGGAGGAAAUAGUGUUUCCAGAGAAGCUCAAUGGCAGCAUCUUGCCUGGCUCAGGUACCCCUGCCAGGCUGUUGUACCGCUUGCCAGCCUUUGGGGAGGUGCUACUACUAGAAUUAGAACAGGACCCUGGGGUCCAGGUAGAGGGGCUGACAGUGCAGUACCUGGGCCAGGCACCUGAGAUGCUGGGUGGGGCAGAGCCAGGUACCUACCUGACUGGCACCAUCAAUGGAGAUCCGGAGUCGGUGGCAUCUCUGCACUGGGACGGGGGAGCCCUACUAGGGGUGUUGCAGUACCGAGGGGCUGAACUCCACCUCCAGCCUCUGGAGGGAGGCUCCCUUAACUCUGCUGGGGGACCAGGGGCUCACAUCCUACGCCGGAAGAGUCCUGACAGCAGCCAAGGUCCCAUGUGCAACGUCAAGGCUCCUUCUGGGAGCCCCAAUCCCAUUCCCCGGAGAACCAAGCGCUUUGCUUCUCUGAGUAGAUUCGUGGAGACACUGGUGGUGGCCGAUGACAAGAUGGCAGCAUUCCACGGUACAGGGUUAAAGCGCUACCUGCUAACAGUUAUGGCUGCCGCAGCCAAGGCCUUUAAGCACCCAAGUAUCCGAAACCCUGUCAGCUUGGUGGUGACUCGGCUAGUGAUCCUGGGGUCAGGCCAGGAAGGGCCCCAAGUGGGGCCGAGUGCAGCCCAGACCCUACGCAGCUUCUGCGCCUGGCAGCGGGGCCUCAACACCCCUGACGACUCAGAUCCUGACCACUUUGACACAGCCAUUCUGUUCACCCGUCAGGACCUGUGUGGUGUCUCUACUUGUGACACUCUGGGUAUGGCUGAUGUGGGCACAGUGUGUGAUCCGGCUCGGAGCUGUGCUAUUGUGGAGGACGACGGACUCCAGUCGGCCUUCACUGCUGCUCACGAACUGGGCCAUGUCUUCAACAUGCUCCAUGAUAACUCCAAGCCAUGUGUUAAUCUGAACGGGCAGGGGGGCUCCACUCGCCACGUCAUGGCUCCAGUUAUGGCUCACGUGGAUCCUGAAGAGCCUUGGUCCCCGUGCAGUGCCCGCUUCAUCACUGACUUCCUGGACAAUGGCUAUGGACACUGUCUCUUAGACAAACCAGAGGCUCCCCUGCAUCUGCCAGUGACUUUUCCUGGCAAGGACUACGAUGCCGACCGCCAGUGCCAACUGACCUUUGGGCCUGACUCACGCCAUUGUCCACAGCUGCCCCCACCCUGUGCUGCCCUCUGGUGCUCGGGCCACCUCAACGGCCAUGCUAUGUGCCAGACUAAGCAUUCACCCUGGGCUGACGGUACUCCCUGCGGAUCCGCACAGGCCUGCAUGGGCGGCCGCUGUCUUCACGUGGACCAGCUCAAGGACUUCGAUAUCCCACAGGCUGGGGGCUGGGGUCCCUGGGGACCAUGGGGUGACUGCUCUAGGAGCUGUGGGGGUGGUGUCCAGUUCUCCUCCCGGGACUGCACAAGGCCCGUCCCCCGGAAUGGUGGCAAGUACUGCGAGGGUCGCCGUACCCGUUUCCGCUCCUGCAACACUGAGAACUGCCCAAGCGGCUCAGCGUUGACCUUCCGUGAGGAGCAGUGUGCUGCCUACAACCACAGGACGGACCUCUUCAAGAGCUUCCCAGGGCCCAUGGACUGGGUCCCACGCUACACAGGUGUAGCCCCACGAGACCAGUGCAAACUCACCUGCCAGGCCCGGGCACUGGGUUACUACUAUGUACUGGAGCCACGGGUGGCAGACGGAACUCCGUGUUCCCCAGACAGCUCCUCAGUCUGUGUCCAGGGGCGCUGUAUCCAUGCUGGCUGUGACCGGAUUAUUGGCUCCAAAAAGAAGUUUGACAAGUGCAUGGUCUGCGGCGGGAAUGGUUCUAGCUGCAGCAAGCAGUCGGGCUCCUUCAGAAAAUUCAGGUACGGAUACAGUGAUGUGGUCACUAUCCCCGCCGGGGCCACCCAUAUUCUUGUACGGCAGCAAGGGGGUUCUGGCCCCAGGAGCAUCUACCUGGCCCUGAAGCUUCCAGAUGGUUCCUACGCCCUCAAUGGUGAAUACACGCUGAUGCCCUCCCCCACGGAUGUGACACUUCCUGGGGCAGUCAGUCUGCGCUAUAGCGGAGCCACGGCAGCCUCAGAGACACUGUCUGGACAUGGGCCUCUGGCCCAACCCUUGACGCUGCAAGUCCUGGUGGCCGGCAACCCACAGAACGCACGUCUGCGGUACAGCUUCUUCGUUCCGCGACCAGUUCCUUCAACACCACGCCCUCCUCCCCAAGACUGGCUGCAUCGCCGGGCACAGAUUCUGGAGAUCAUUCGGAAGCGUCCCUGGGCCGGCAGGAAAUAACCUCACUCUCCCGGCUGCCCUUUUGGGGUGCCGGGGCCUCGGACUCAUCUGGGAGAAUGAGGGGGCUCUGCAGCUGCCUCAUGCUAAAACACAGCAGAGAAGUGCUGUAGAGGGUGAAACCUGCCCUGCCUCUCUGCCCUAAACUGCAGGCUGGCCCUGCCCUAGCUUCCUGCCCUGGGAGGCAGCGAUGUGUAGGUGAAUGGAAAGGGGCUAGGAGACGCCCCCUAUCUAAACUGCCCCCUCUGCCCUGCAGGUCACAGGAGGGAGAGGGGAAGGCAGGAUGGGUCCUGGAUUCCAGUUGUAUUUAUUUAGUAUUUAUUCGCUUUUAUUUAGCACCAGGGAAGGGGACUAGGGUCUUGGGGAAACUCACCCCUUAUAGCCCCCACCCUAGCUAUGAAAUCAGGGUGGUGGUAACAAAUAUAAGUGGUGUAUGUGUGUCUGUGUGUGUGUGUGUGUGUGUGUGCGUGCACGCGUGUGUUUUUGUAUGAAGUAUAAUCUGUCCUGCUUUCCUCUCCCUGGCUUUUUUUGGCUGGGAAAGGGAGAGCCGAAGGUAGGAUUGGUCUUCAGGGAGUGAGGGAUUAUCAUAUUUUUAAAUGUACAGAUUGAAGUCUGCUAUUUAUAUGCCCCUUUGGGGGUCAGACAAAUGUGGGUUGCACCUUGGCCCCACAUCUUUGAGCAUUUGUUUUCUUGUUUGCCAAUAACAAUAAUACCUCCCUUAGAAAUUUGUUGUAAGGGUUCAAUAAUGUAAAUAAAGAACUAGCAUAAUGCCUCACCCUCCACAGGUACUCAGCAAGUGCUCUUAUUCUCAUCAGCCUUCCGUCCACACUCCUCCGUGGAGGGUCUGCCCUGCACUUAAAGCCGACAAGCGUCCAUGUCACUUAUGUCAUUCUUUAUCCCCAGGCUCAGAUACCGGAGCUGUCCGUACUCUAAGAUUGGGAGACAUUGUCAGAAAAGGCU